Messenger RNA from Rhinocladiella mackenziei CBS 650.93, 1188 nucleotides. RefSeq lists its product as uncharacterized. The transcript has 2 exons. Gene Ontology annotation, biological process: fatty acid metabolic process; lipid biosynthetic process. The record is from RefSeq and is a predicted model, not a curated record. Gene Ontology annotation, molecular function: iron ion binding; heme binding; fatty acid 2-hydroxylase activity. The coding region runs from base 1 to 1188 and encodes 395 amino acids. Gene Ontology annotation, cellular component: membrane; endoplasmic reticulum. NCBI's taxonomy places the organism in Eukaryota, Fungi, Ascomycota, Eurotiomycetes, Chaetothyriales, Herpotrichiellaceae.
AUGCCUGGCCGGACACUCCCUACAAUUCUUCGCUCCGAGGUCGAGACGCACAAUAAUAAAACGUCGUGUUAUGUGACCAUUGGCGAGCGUGUUUUCGAUGUCACCGACUUCGUGGAAGACCAUCCGGGUGGUAGUGGUUUGAUCCUCGAUUACGCCGGCAAGGAUGUCCAAGCCAUUAUGGAAGAUGCGGUCUCACAUUUCCAUUCCGAAGCUGCCUACGAAAUCCUCGAAGAGAGCCUCGUUGGGUUCGUCGCUGACGACCCUGCCCUGAAAACCGCAGUUAACUCUUCACAUCCUGAUCAAGUGGUACCAUUGUCUGCGACAGCAGAGGGCAAGGAACCAUUGAAAGUCCCAGGAAUACAGACGGACGAACUUUCUUCUCGAACCGUUUUUGCUUCAACGGGUAUGUCUUCCGCCGAGGAUCUUUCGAAAGAGACGGACUUGGACCAAGAUUGGAAGACGCACAAGUUCCUGGAUCUCAACAAGCCGCUGUUCCCGCAAAUGCUCUUCAGCAAAUUUUCGAAAGAAUUUUACCUCAAACAAGUCCAUCGACCGCGACAUUAUCGAGGAGGUGCUUCCGCACCGCUCUUUGGAAAUUUCCUUGAACCACUAAGCAAGACGGCGUGGUAUGUGGUGCCCACUCUCUGGCUUCCACCGGUCAUUUAUGGUUCGUUCCUGGGAAUCACCAACCUACCCUCUCCCUUUGAAGGCGUGGCAUAUUGGAGUCUCGGUCUCUUCCUCUGGACGCUGGUUGAAUAUCUGAUGCACCGCUUCCUGUUCCAUGUCGACAAACUUAUGCCCGAUCACCCGGUGGCGUUGACACUCCAUUUUAUUCUCCAUGGCAUCCACCACUAUCUCCCUAUGGACCGAUAUCGACUAGUCAUGCCACCGGCAUUAUUCCUCAUCCUCGCCACACCGUUUUACAAGCUCGCACACGCCGUGUUCUGGUAUAAUUGGUAUGCUGCCGUAACUGUCUUCUCCGGCGGGGUCUUCGGCUACAUCUGCUAUGACUGCACACACUAUUGGUUGCAUCAUCACCAAUUGCCCAGUUAUGUACAAGAGUUAAAGAAGUAUCAUUUAGCCCAUCACUAUCAGAAUUUUGAACUAGGAUUUGGUGUGACUUCUAAGUUCUGGGAUUAUAUCUGGGGCACGCAGCUCGAAUACACGAAACCCAUCAAAGCUUCUUGA